GCUUCGGCAGUUGAACCGCUCGCGAGGAGGGGUGUCCGCGGAGAAGUGACCCUGGCCAUGGACCAGCCCGCUGGCCUUCAGGUGGACUACGUCUUCCGGGGUGUGGAGCAUGCUGUGCGGGUGGUGGUUUCUGGGCAGGUGCUGGAGCUGGAGGUGGAGGACCGGAUGACAGCCGACCAGUGGCGCGGCGAGUUCGAUGCCAGCUUCAUUGAAGAUUUGACUCAUAAGACAGGGAACUUCAAACAGUUCAACAUCUUCUGUAACAUGCUGGAGUCGGCCCUCACCCAGAGCAGUGAAUCGGUCACCCUAGACCUUCUGACCUACACAGACCUGGAGUCCCUGCGGAACCGCAAGCUGGGGGGGCGCCCGAGCACCUUGGCCCCUAGAUCGAACCAGCUCAACUCCAAGCGCUACCUGAUCCUUAUCUAUUCUGUGGAGUUUGACAGGAUUCACUACCCGCUGCCCCUUCCGUACCAGGGCAAGCCAGACCCUGUGGUCCUGCAGGGCAUCAUCCGCUCACUGAAGGAGGAGCUGGGCCGCCUCCGAGGGCUGGACGGCCAGGAUGCUCGGGACUCUCGGGAGACUGAGAUCUGGCAUCUGCGGGAGCAGGUGUCUCGCCUGGCAUCUGAGAAGCGGGAGCUGGAAGCACAGCUGGGCCGGUCUCGUGAGGAGGCGCUGGCCGGGCGGGCGGCGCGCCAGGAGGCAGAGGCGCUGCGCGGGCUGGUGCGCGGCCUGGAGCUAGAGCUGCGGCAGGAGCGCGGCCUGGGUCACAGGGGAGCCGGCCGCCGCAGCCAGGACUGCCGCCGCCUGGCUAAGGAGCUGGAGGAGGUGAAGGCGUCGGAGCGGAGCCUGAGAUCCCGGCUGAAGACGCUGAACUGCGAGCUGGCCUUGUACAAAAGGGGGAGGCGGUCUUCACCCGCGGUGCCUCCCCCAGCCCGGGAAGGCCGGGCUUCAUCGUCCCGGGAGCGCUCCACGUCUCGUGGCCGCGCCGCCGCCCGUUCCUCAUCCCGGGAGAGCGGCCAUGGGAUCCGAGGUCGAGGCCGACUUGCCCGCCCCUCGCCUUCGCCCACAGGUGGUCGUGUGACCCGUUUCGACCCCACGGCCUUUGUGAAAGCAAAGGAGAAGAAGCAGAAAGAGAUCAGGAUGAAGCAACAGCAGCAGCAGCGGAACCGAUUGGGUAGUGGAGGGAGCGGGGAUGGCCCUUCCAUCUCAUGGUCUCGUCAGACCCGGCCCCCAGCUGCCGUGACUGGCCGUGGGGACUCAGCUAACCGCUCCCGGAACCGCAGCUCCUCGGUGGACAGUUUCCGCAGCCGCUGCUCCUCUGCCAGCUCCUGCAGCGAGUUCGAAGAUUUCUCUGAGUCACUCUCCAGAGGCCUUCGCUGCGGCCGUGGGAAACCACCCAGCCCUACACCGUGGAGUGCGUCCAAUAUGAAGUGCACCUCUCAGGAACACAGUAAUCAUCGGAGACACCUGGCAAAUUCAGGGGGCUGGGUCCCCAUCAAAGAGUACAGCUCCGACCACCAGGCGGCUGAUAUGGCUGAAAUAGAUGCCCGCCUGAAGGCCUUGCAAGAAUACAUGAAUCGACUGGACACCCGGUCAUGACCAUGGAGAGGUGGUACUGCCCCUCCACCACCAUUCACCAGUGGGUAUGGUGUGGGGUAGGGCCAGGGUGGCCUUCCAGCCCCACCCAGGCUCCACCCCUCCAGGUGCUCCUGAGGUCUUAGGUUUGUGAAGCCCUGACCCCACCCACUCUCCAGGCAGUGCAUGCUGGGAGAUAGGGUAUGUGUGUUUUGUAAAUAAACUUGUUUGUCCUUGGGACCCCUCAA
This is a messenger RNA of Marmota flaviventris (yellow-bellied marmot), 1826 nucleotides long. The record is from RefSeq and is a predicted model, not a curated record. Lineage: Eukaryota; Metazoa; Chordata; Mammalia; Rodentia; Sciuridae.